This is a messenger RNA of Oryzias latipes (Japanese medaka), 2286 nucleotides long. It is a transcript of the gene rad23aa, whose product is annotated as RAD23 homolog A, nucleotide excision repair protein a. Gene Ontology annotation, molecular function: ubiquitin binding; polyubiquitin modification-dependent protein binding; proteasome binding. Lineage: Eukaryota; Metazoa; Chordata; Actinopteri; Beloniformes; Adrianichthyidae. Gene Ontology annotation, cellular component: nucleoplasm; cytosol. Gene Ontology annotation, biological process: proteasome-mediated ubiquitin-dependent protein catabolic process; nucleotide-excision repair. The record is from RefSeq and is a predicted model, not a curated record.
ACAGCCUCCAAGCAGGAGUGCCCGUAACUUGUCACCAAAGAUGGCGAUUUGCUGAGUGCUCAUGGAUACACACAUUUCUCGGCUAGUUGUUAUCUUACUCAAAACGCGAACCUGAGACACAGACUGACUUUUUUUUCCUUUAGUGCGCCGCUCUUUUUCCAGUUUGAAGCACACCGGACGCCGCCAUGCAGAUCACUCUGAAAACGCUGCAGCAGCAGACGAUUCAGAUUGAAAUAGACCCCGAACAAACGGUCAAGGCCUUGAAGGAGAAGAUAGAGGCUGAACGAGGAAAAGACAACUUUCCUGUUUCUGGGCAGAAGCUGAUAUACGCCGGGAAAAUCUUGCAAGACGAUACGCCAAUCAAAGACUACAAAAUCGAUGAGAAGAAUUUUGUUGUAGUGAUGGUAUCCAAGGCUAAGCCUGCAGCCACGACCUCGGCACCAGCCCCGGAAGCCCCCAAGCCCCCCGCACAGGACUCUGGCUCCACAUCAACCGCUGCCCCGCCUUCAAAUCCUCCUGCUGCACCCACCCCUGCAGCUGUCCCUAUUCCUCCUGAGGAGGCCAAACAGGAGCAAAGUGCCGAAGCCACAGAACCACAGCAGCCCGCCAGCUCCAGCGGCGGGAAUCAGGGCCUGGACGCCUCUUCAGCGUUGGUGACUGGAGCGGAGUACGAGGCCAUGCUGACGGAGAUCAUGUCUAUGGGAUACGAGAGGGAGCGAGUGGUGGCGGCGCUGCGGGCCAGCUUCAACAACCCGCACAGAGCCGUGGAGUACCUCCUCACUGGUAUUCCCAGCAGCCCCGUGCAAGAAAGCAACCCCCCAGUGCAGCCCCCCACCUCUGGAUCCACAGACGCCCCCUCUCUAGCAGAAGGGGAGAACCCGCUGGCUUUCCUGCGCACCCAGCCUCAGUUCCUGCACAUGAGACAGGCCAUCCAGCAGAACCCCGCCCUGCUGCCCACCCUCCUCCAGCAGCUCGGCCGCGAGAACCCCCAACUUCUACAGCAAAUCAGCCAACACCAGGAGCUGUUCAUUCAGAUGCUGAACGAGCCGGUGGGGGAGGGAGGAGACCCCCCAGAGGUGGGUGAGAUGGGGGCGGCAGGUGAGGAGGGAGCGCCUGUCAACUACAUCCAGGUGACACCUCAGGAGAAGGAAGCCAUAGAAAGGUUAAAAGCGUUGGGGUUCCCCGAAGCCCUCGUGAUCCAGGCCUACUUUGCCUGCGAGAAGAACGAGAACCUGGCAGCCAACUUCCUCCUCAACCAGGGUCUGGAGGACGACUGAACAGGAGCUGCCCCCUCCCCCUCCCGCCCUUCCUCUCCCCUCAGCAUAAAGACUGCAACUCCCCCCUCCCCCCUCGAGAUUCACUGUACAGCUACCCGGGGGAGGAGAGCUGUCCGGGGGAGGGGGUUGGAACGGUGGCGGCGGGGCUGAGGGACGGGAAGGGGGAGGGACAUCUCGGAGGGAAAGAGACGGGGGGGUGGGGUGUAAAGGUCAAACGGAGGUGAAGGCGUAGAAGAAGUGUGGAAGAAAGAUGAAAAAAAUCCACGUGAAUUCCAAUGGAAUGUGUGGGGUUCGUUUAGGGGAGAUCUCUAAUUUGAUUUUAGGCGCGCUUUGUGAACAUAUGGGGGAGGGGGAGGGGGGAGUGCGUGUCUUGCGUGUGUGGAUCCAUGUCUGAUGUCCAUGUCAUGCCUGAGCAGGUGGAGGCCACACGGCCCGGCUGGAGGAGACGACCUGUUCAUGCUGUGGAGCGGCCGUCCUCACUGCUCCUCGUGUGAGCGUCCAAAAAUGACAGCGCCUCGCCGCGCCCGGGAGCUCAACCAGCAACCUGCAGCCUCAGGAAUCGCCCGGUGGCAGUCGCAGAGCUCGGACUGAUGCAUGCCUUUAGCGAACGCCCCCCAAACCACUAGAACCUUCUCUGAGCCGAGCUCUGCGACUGCUGGACCCUCAACCCCACGUCUGCCAAUUCGCUCCGUUUCUGCGGGAACUGACAGUGAUGACAUCACAUUUGGGGGGGAAAAAAAGUUUUGGGGGGGGGCAACAAAACAAAUUUAAAGGAACAGAUGGGGUUGAGUCACCCAAAUAAAAGCCUAAAGACUUUUCUGGUGCAGAACGGCGGCAGGUUUGAUGUCCAGAGAUCUUCAGGCUGUUGGCGUUGAGCUUCCUGGUCUGUGAGGCGGCGUCCUGCGAGCUGCAUCUGUGUUCAGGCAGUCUUACUGAUGGUUGUCCUACAGCAUCAACAUGAUCUCAGACUCUGCUGUGCUACAUUAAAUAUCAGCAGUCUUUCAGGCAA